AUGAAAUUUCUUGAUAGAUCUCAUGAAUGUCCUGUUCAAUUCACAAAUCGUACCAACGCUAACAACGGUGUAGAGAAUCCUCUUUAUACAUAUUGGGUAGAUGAAGACUCUGCAAUUAUCAUGUGGAUAAAUUCCAAAAUUUCUGAUAUGCUAAUUUAUUACUUUGCUAAUGCUUCUACACCUUAUGAAUUGUGGAAGGGUAUUUCAGAUAAAUUUGCUUGUAUUUCUUCAACUCAUUCAAUUCAGUUGAGAACAAAAUUAUUGACUAUCAAGAAAGGUAAUUCUUUUAUUGUUGCUAACACUAUUGAGAUUAAGAUGAUCACAAAUGAAUUAGCUGCUUGUGGAUAUAUUAUUUCUGAUAUGAAAUUGUGGCUUCGCAAUCCUACUAUUUCAAGCAUUGAGUUACAUACUCUUUUACUUAGUGAGGAUAUUGUUUGUCAAAGUCAUCUUACUGUCAAUAAUGAAGAAUCCACUUAUAGAGCAUUCUUUUCCAAUGCAAGAGGAUAUAGUAGAGGUACUAGAGGAUUUAAUCCUAGUAUAGGAGGUCGUGGAUUUGGUAGAGGUUUUGGUAGACAAUCGGGAACUUUACUAACUCCAUCAACACCUUUUCCAACUAAUGUUACAAGACCAGCUGAUCUUGCAUCUGGAGACAAGCCUACAUGUCAUCUCUGUCGCAAAUAUGGACAUCCUGCUGAUGAAUGUUGGAGUAGCAUGAAUUUUGCAUAUCAAGGUCGUGAUCCUCUUAAACAUCUCUAG
Papaver somniferum (opium poppy) is the source of this 756-nucleotide messenger RNA. RefSeq lists its product as uncharacterized. The transcript is spliced from 2 exons. The coding region runs from base 1 to 756 and encodes 251 amino acids. The record is from RefSeq and is a predicted model, not a curated record. Lineage: Eukaryota; Viridiplantae; Streptophyta; Magnoliopsida; Ranunculales; Papaveraceae.